Molecule: messenger RNA, 336 nt
Organism: Penicillium cinerascens
Lineage: Eukaryota; Fungi; Ascomycota; Eurotiomycetes; Eurotiales; Aspergillaceae
Exons: 2
Coding region: 1-336 (111 amino acids)
Source: RefSeq, a predicted model, not a curated record
AUGUCCAACCCCGUUGAAAGGGACGCCGAAGACCGCUAUGAGAGAGACAACGAUAAAUCCCCUGUCACAGGGUCCUUUGCAGAUGACUCCUAUGCGAAUGAAACAAAUCCGAAUCUGAGAGAUAAAGUUCCUGUCCAGCGAGACACGCAGGAGUACGAUGAUCCUAUGCAACCUCCCUACUCCAACUCCGAUCAACAGCUUGAACAAGAUGAAAACGAAGCAAUCGACCGAAGGAACGUGUUGAAGGGUGAUCGGCUCCGUCAUGCAAAGCCUAGAACUGCAAACAAGUACAGCGAGGGACCUGAUGAAGAUGACCUGCCAGCUGAGGCUCAGUAA